AUGCCGGUUAUGUUUGAGGGCGGUGCAGAUCCAAUGGCAGCAGACGACUACAUGGAUCAAGUUAAGACACAGUUGACCUCAAUGGAUGUGACAGAGGAUCACCUGAAGAUCAUCCUAACAACUUACAAGUUUGCUAAGGAUGCCAAACUUUGGUGGAAAAUGGUUACGAAUCGGCAUAAGGUGGAAGAGAUGAGUUGGGACAAGUUCAAGGAACUAUUUUACGAGAAGUAUUUUUCGCUUUCUAAAAGAUGGGAGUUAAAAGACCAGUUUCUUGGCCUUAUUCAAGGCAAUAUGUCAGUGGCGGAGUAUGAGAACAAAAUGAGGCCGUUGAUAACGGCACAGUUUAUCAAAGUUUAUUCUGAGGCAGUAGAGAGGGCCUUGAUGCUUGAGGUUGAUAUUAAAGAUAAGGAUGCAAGAAGGGAGCAGUGGAAGCAAAAGAAGAAUGCAUGGUCAUUUUCAGAGGGACCUUUAGGGAAGAGGAACAGGGGUGGUUCAUCUCAGUUUCAGGGGCAGCAGUCAGCACGAUCCACUCCCACCACUCCUAUGCCAGCAGGGUCUACCAGGAUUGGUGUCAUUUGUUAUCGUUGUAAUCAACCGAGUCACUACAAGUCAGAAUGUCCACAGACAUCGGUUAAUUCUGGGGCUUGUUUUGGUUGUGGCCAACAGGGUCAUAAGGUUAAGAAUUGUCCUAAUCAGGGAGCAGGCACCAGUAGUGGCAGAGGGUCACAGCAGAGGCCGUCAUAG
Messenger RNA from Cornus florida, 744 nucleotides. RefSeq lists its product as uncharacterized. Gene Ontology annotation, cellular component: cytoplasm. The record is from RefSeq and is a predicted model, not a curated record. The transcript is spliced from 2 exons. The coding region runs from base 1 to 744 and encodes 247 amino acids. NCBI's taxonomy places the organism in Eukaryota, Viridiplantae, Streptophyta, Magnoliopsida, Cornales, Cornaceae. Gene Ontology annotation, molecular function: translation regulator activity; single-stranded RNA binding; zinc ion binding. Gene Ontology annotation, biological process: positive regulation of cytoplasmic translation.